AUGUACGUCAAAAUAGAAACAGAGCGUUUAACUUUCAUUAGGUUGAACCAAGCUAAGUUGCGUUUCGAAGAGUAUAUCCAAUUACGCGAUGCAAUUAGCACUGAAGGGGCUUCUGAUAUUGGUCGAUUGACUAUUUUACCGGCGUCAUAUAUGGGUAGCCCGCGUCACAUGCAUGAAUAUGCUCAAGAUGCAAUGACAUAUGUACGUCAUUAUGGUCGGCCAGACCUAUUCAUUACAUUUACAUGUAACCCGAAAUGGAUAGAAAUUGUUCAAUUACUGUUUCCCGGACAAACAGCAAAUGAUCGACACGACAUCACCGCGCGUGUUUUCAGACAAAAAAUCCGUUCCUUGAUGAAUUACAUUGUUAAGCAAUACGUCUUUGGGAUUACACAAUGCUGGAUGUAUUCAAUCGAAUGGCAAGAACGAGGCUUGCCCCAUGCACACAUUCUUAUUUGGUUAGUUGAAAAAAUUCUACCAGAUCAAAUUGAUGAUAUCAUAUGUGCAGAGAUUCCUGAUCCCGAAACAGAUCCAGAUCUACAUGAUGUUGUUAUUACGAAUAUGAUUCAUGGACCAUGUGGCACCAUCAACCACCGAUUAACGUGCAUGGUCAACGGCGAGUGUUCCAAGCGCUAUCCACAAAAGCUAACGACGAAGACCGUCACUGAAAACGAUGGGCGUCUACAGUACCGUCGUCGAUCUCCCGAUGAUAACGGUAGAACUAUUACAAUAAAAGUAAAAGGAAACGAUUUUGUGGUCGACAACAGUUGGAUCAUUCCAUAUUCGCCGCUUCUUUCAAAAACAUUCAAGGCACAUUGUAAUGUUGAGUAUUGCAAUUCCUGGAAGCACAUUAAAUAUAUUUGUAAGCAUGUCCCGAGGGGCAAACAUAUGACCGUUUUUGGCGUCCAAACAUCCAAUACCGACGAUGAAAUUACACGAUAUCAAGUUGGUAGAUAUGUGAACUGCAAUGAGGCAAUUUGGCGUAUCUUCUCAUUCCCUAUUCACGAACGUCAUCCUACUGUUGUACAUUUGGCGGUGCAUCUGGAGAAUGGACAAAGAGUAUGUUUCACAGCGUCGAAUGCUGCUGAACGUGCUAUAACACCCCCAGAGACAACAUUAACUGGUUUCUUUUCGACUUGCCAAAACGAUCCGUUUGCAAAAACGUUGCUUUACUCGGAGAUGCCACGUUAUUAUACUUGGAACGCUUCAUUGAAGAAAUUUCUACGUCGGAGGCAAGGCGAUGCGGUUCCUAAUCAUCCGGAUAUGCGUUCUACUGAUGCUCUUGGUCGUAUUUAUACAGUUCAUCCAAAGGAUCAUGAAUGUUUCCAUUUGCGGUUAUUGCUGCUAAAUGUUCGUGGGCCAACAUCAUUUAAAUCACUACGAACUAUUAAUGGUAGAGAGUGUCCAACAUUUCAUGAAGCAUGCCAAGAGCUCAAUUUGAUUGAAGACGACACUCUUUGGGACACGACAAUCGCUGAAGCAAUUAUUUCUGCAUCUUCAAGUCAGAUACGCGCAUUAUUUGCUAUAAUAAUUACUACAUGCUUUCCAUCCGAUCCACAUUACCUGUGGAACAAGUACAAAGAUAAUAUGUCAGAAACCAUUUUACAACGACACCAACACAGACAGAUUGAAGUGGCGAAUGAGGAGAUGCAUAACCAGGCUUUGCUCUUGAUCGAAGAUAUGUGCUAUCUCACGUGUGGCAGUUCGUUAGUCAAGUUAGGAAUGCCAUCGCCAGACCGCGGAGUGAAUGAUGCAUUUAAUAGAGAACUGGAACGUGAACUUCAAUAUGAUCGAUAUGAAUUAAAACAAUCAGUUCAAACGAAUGUACCCCUGUUGAACACAAAACAAAAGGAAGUCUAUGAUACAUUAAUGAAUGCAAUUGAUGUUGGAAAAGGUGGUUUUUUUUUUCUGGAUGCCCCUGGUGGAACUGGAAAAACGUUCCUCAUGUCAUUGAUUUUGGCCACUGUUCGUGCGAGAUCCGAGAUUGCGGUAGCAGUUGCUUCUUCUGGUAUAGCGGCUACGUUGUUACAAGGAUGUCGUACGGCUCAUUCAGCGUUAAAAUUGCCAUUAAAUAUUCUAACAAGUGACCAACCAACAUGUAAUAUUGCAAAACACUCUGCAAUAGCAAAAGUUUUAGUAGCCUCAAAAAUCAUAAUUUGGGACGAAUGCACAAUGGCACACAAAAGUGCAUUGGAAGCUCUGGAUCGAACUUUAAAAGAUCUACGCAAUGACUCGAGAAUUUUUGGUGGCGCAAUGAUUUUACUAACUGGCGAUUUCCGCCAAACACUGCCUGUCAUUCCAACAUCGACUGCGGCCGAUGAAAUAAACGCUUGCCUCAAAUCAUCAAAUCUGUGGUGCCAUGUGAAGAAACUUCUACUGGCAACAAACAUGAGAGUUGAAUUGUUGAACGACCCAUCUGCUAAAGAAUUCUCCAGGCAGUUGCUGACUAUCGGUAAUGGCAGUAUUCCUGUCGACGAAUUGAGUGGAUUGAUUUCAUUUCCUCCGAAUUUUUGCAAUUUCGUUUCAUCUAAAGACGAACUCAUCGGAAAAGUAUUUCCGAACAUCAUUACUAACCAAAAAAAUUAUAAUUGGUUAAGCGAGCGAGCCAUUUUAGCUGCUAAGAAUAAAGAUGUGAAUAAGUUAAAUUUUACAAUUCAGGAACAAAUCGUUGGUACUCUGCAUUCAUUCAAAUCUAUUGACUGUGUAACGAACAUAGACGAAAUCACUAAUUAUCCAGCUGAAUUUUUAAACACCUUGGAUGUGCCUGAUUUACCACCGCACAAUUUACAACUGAAGGUGGGCUCGGUAGUCAUCAUCCUACGUAAUCUAAAUCAACCAAAACUAUGCAAUGGGACGCGCUUGGUGAUAACAAAACUGACGAGUAAUCUGAUUCACGCGACGAUACUUAAAGGAAAUUUUAAAGGUGAAUUAGUUCUCAUUCCGAGGAUUCCAAUCAUCUCAACGGAUAUGCUAUUUGAGUUUAAAAGAAUUCAAUUCCCAAUUCGUCUAGCCUUUGCCAUGACGAUUCAUAAAUCACAAGGCCAAUCCUUGGCAGUUUGUGGUCUCAACUUAGAAAAUCCAUGUUUUUCUCAUGGUCAGUUGUACGUGGCAUGUUCACGUGUUGGCAAACCAUCCGCUUUAUUUGUUUUUGCGCCUGACAAAAAAACAAAAAAUGUCGUAUAUCACAAUGUGCUUCAAUGA
Achroia grisella is the source of this 3198-nucleotide messenger RNA. RefSeq lists its product as uncharacterized. The coding region runs from base 1 to 3198 and encodes 1065 amino acids. Gene Ontology annotation, molecular function: DNA helicase activity. Gene Ontology annotation, biological process: DNA repair; telomere maintenance. The record is from RefSeq and is a predicted model, not a curated record. NCBI's taxonomy places the organism in Eukaryota, Metazoa, Arthropoda, Insecta, Lepidoptera, Pyralidae. The transcript has a single exon.